UACAGACUGACUGAGGAUUGUAAUGCUCAUUGUCAUGGACAGUUGCGAUCUCUGAGCUAUUUGCACGUUUUUUCUCGGUCACUUCGUGGUCAGCGCAUGGUGUUGGGUAGUGCGAUUGGGACAGUGCUGCUCUUUCCCCGGUGCUGAUGGAGGGACAGAUCAGUCGCUGUAAGAUCGUGGUGGUCGGGGACACUCAGAGCGGAAAAACCGCUUUAUUGCACGUGUUUGCUAAAGACAGCUACCCUGAGAACUAUGUGCCCACUGUGUUUGAGAACUACACAGCAAGUUUUGAGAUCGACAAGCAUCGGAUUGAGCUGAACAUGUGGGACACAUCAGGCUCGUCAUACUACGACAACGUGAGGCCGCUGGCGUACCCGGACUCAGACGCCGUCCUCAUCUGUUUCGACAUCAGCAGACCUGAGACUCUAGACAGCAUCCCAAAAAAGUGGCAUGCGGAAGCUCAGGAAUAUUGCCCCAAUGCUAAGCUAGUCCUGGUGGGCUGCAAGCUCGAUAUGAGAACAGACGUCGGCAUCCUACGAGAACUGUCCAAACAGCGGCUCAUACCAGUCACACACGAGCAGGGCAGCCUGCGGGCGAGGGAACUCGGCGCGGUAGCCUACGUGGAGUGUUCGUCGCGCAUGUGCGUGAACAGCGUGCGAGACGUGUUCCACAUCACAACCCUCGCCUCGGUCAGACGACCCGGACCCGGACUCAAACGCAGCUCGUCUCGACGCACCCUGAAGCGCAUAUCCCAUCACCCCCUGUUGCCUGUGACCUCCCACACCGCACCUCUGGAACCCUCCCCAACUCUCAGAAAGGACCGAGCCAAGAGUUGCACUAUCAUGUGAAUAAAAAAGUGAACAAGGACAAAAA
This is a messenger RNA of Trichomycterus rosablanca, 873 nucleotides long. It is a transcript of the gene rnd2, whose product is annotated as Rho family GTPase 2. Lineage: Eukaryota; Metazoa; Chordata; Actinopteri; Siluriformes; Trichomycteridae. Gene Ontology annotation, molecular function: protein kinase binding; GTPase activity; GTP binding. The transcript is spliced from 5 exons. Bases 147 to 848 code for a protein of 233 amino acids. The record is from RefSeq and is a predicted model, not a curated record. Gene Ontology annotation, biological process: small GTPase-mediated signal transduction. Gene Ontology annotation, cellular component: cytosol.